This is a messenger RNA of Spirodela intermedia, 1376 nucleotides long. The record is from the annotation of a GenBank genome assembly. Lineage: Eukaryota; Viridiplantae; Streptophyta; Magnoliopsida; Alismatales; Araceae.
AUGGCCUGCGUCACUCGCUCGGUGAUAUCCGCCAACGGCGGCGCGUUCCCCUGCCACCGCCGCUGGGGCCUUCAUAGGGCGAAGGGCAACGUUAGGCUCUUCACCGUCGCCGGCGGCGGCGGCGGCACGGAAGAUUCCGACUGCAAUGCGGACGAAUGCGCACCUGAGAAGGAGGUCCGGUGAACGAAGCCCUCUCGUACCUUCUCUCACCCCUCGUCAUGUUCGUCUUCCUUCUGGCUGGGCCCGCCAGCCACAAUUCCUACUAUUUGUUCCAUUGUUUUUCAAACGCUCAGAGACCUGAUUGAACUAGUCGUUUUGGGUUGAAUGGACCCGCCACUUGAGGUCUGAGCUACUACUUCGUGCAUGGAAUCUGAUGGAACGGAGCCGCUGAUUGUCCUCCGUCUUUCUCGUUUGCGAAAUUUCCGACGGAGUUCCUCUGGUUUUCCACGGAUACCGAGAUCUCCCAAUUUCUCUCUUUUUCAUCUCGAAAGACGUUCCUUCAAAUCGCUCUCUGUAUUUCGGGGAAGUCCCGAGCGGCUCCUAUUCCAUAUAAAACCUGCAACUUCUUGGAUUCCGGUAUGGUUUCGUCACACAAAUCACACGAAUCACUCCCGACGAAUUUUUUUCGUGAUCGUGAUUGUCUGUCGGUCCCCGUUUCGUAAUAAUCUGUCCGGGAACUGGGUAAGCAGAGAUCGACUCGAUCGAAUUCCGCUGAGGGCACCCGCCGGAUUAGCGGCGUCCUCCCCCAUAAUCUACCAAAGGUCUGUUCUUUGGCCAAUAAAGGUAAUUAUUGACCUGAAAUAACGAAAUCUCUGAUGAAACCCAGGUCGGGAAGGUGAGCAUGGAGUGGCUGGCGGGUGAGAAGACGAAGGUUGUCGGCACCUUCCCCCCUCUGAAGAAGAGCUGGACGGGGUACGUUGAGAAGGACACCGCCGGACAGACCAACAUAUACUCGAUCGAGGUUUGAUUCCUCAAACCAUCAUCGAAUUGAAGUCCCUUCUUUGUUUAUUCUAACCGGGUUCCGUAUUACUCAGCCAUCAGUGUACGUCGCAGAGAGCUCUAUAAGCUCCGGGACUGCCGGAACAUCGUCAGACGGUGCGGACAACAUCGCAGCCGUUGUUGCAGGGCUGGCCCUCAUCUCCAUAGCUGCAGCCUCUUCCAUCCUCAUCCAAGUUGGGAAGAACUCGCCACCGGUGACGACCACUAAGUAUUCUGGGCCGCCUCUCAGCUACUACGUCAACAAGUUCAAGCCUGCGGCUGCUCCGGAGGCCCCGCCCGCCCCCGCGGUGGAGGCAGAGAGCUCCCCGGCCGAGCAGGAGGUUCCCACGGUUGAAGAAGCUCCUCAACCCCAGACACCAGAUGUGAGCAGCUCUUGA